This is a messenger RNA of Columba livia (rock pigeon), 2134 nucleotides long. It is a transcript of the gene FIP1L1, whose product is annotated as factor interacting with PAPOLA and CPSF1. Gene Ontology annotation, cellular component: mRNA cleavage and polyadenylation specificity factor complex. The record is from RefSeq and is a predicted model, not a curated record. The transcript has 18 exons. NCBI's taxonomy places the organism in Eukaryota, Metazoa, Chordata, Aves, Columbiformes, Columbidae. Bases 202 to 1959 code for a protein of 585 amino acids.
GGGGGAGGGGAAGCGCCGAGCAGGCGGCGGCGGUUCCUCCGCGAGCGGUGCCGUUGGGCCGGCCGGGCGCUCGCAACCCCCCCGGCCGCCGCCCGGUCACGGCCUUGAGGCGGAGGCCCGGGGCGGCGCGGCGCUGCUGCCGAGCGGCGGGAGGCCCCGACGCCGCCGGGCCUGGGCCCUCGCGUCCCGCGGGAGGCGGCCAUGUCUACCGGUGAGGUGGAGCGGUUGUCGGCGGACCUCGGCGGGGCCGCCGGGGACGAGGAGGAGGAGUGGCUCUAUGGCGAUGAAAAUGAAACAGAGAGACCAGAGGAAGAAAAAACUAGUGUUCCACCCCCACCUGGAAGCGAAGAGGAAGCUGCAGAAAAUGGCGUUGUGAAAACGAAGGUGGCAGAGGCUGAGGAUGACAGUGAUAGUGAUAGUGAUGAUGAUGAAGAUGAUGUUCAAGUCACCAUAGGGGAUAUUAAAACAGGAGCUCCACAGUAUGGUUAUGGAGCAGCACCUGUGAAUCUCAAUAUUAAGACAGGAGGACGAGCUUAUGGAUCUUCUGGUGCAAAAGUUAAAGGGGUGGAUCUAGAUGCACCGGGGAGUAUUAAUGGUGUGCCACUUCUGGAAGUAGAUUUAGAUUCUUUUGAAGAUAAACCUUGGAGAAAGCCAGGAGCUGAUCUCUCUGACUAUUUCAACUAUGGAUUCAAUGAAGAUACCUGGAAAGCUUACUGUGAAAAACAAAAGAGAAUACGAAUGGGUCUUGAAGUUUUACCAGUUACCUCAACUACAAAUAAAAUUACGGCUGAAGACAAUGCUAUGGAAGUAAGACCAAGUGCAGAGAUUCUCGAUGGCAGAUACCAUCUUUUGAAGGUACAGCAGGGCAGAACUGGAAAUUUGGAGAAAGAGUUGGCAGUACAGUCGACCAAAGCUGAUUUCACAUCUCCUCCUGCAUUACUCAAAUCAGGAAUUCCAACAAACAGGCGAUUAGCUGGCACAAUAGAUGUGAUUGGACAGACCAUCACUAUCAGCAGGGUGGAAGGACGACGGCGUGCUAAUGAAAACAGCAACAUACAGGUUCUUUCAGAACGAUCUAAUCCUGAAGUAGACAAUUUUACCAAGCCACCUCCAUUUUUCCCUCCAGGAGCUCCACCUACCCACCUUCCACCACCUCCUUUUCUCCCACCCCCUCCAACUGUCAGUACUGCUCCACCUCUGAUUCCCCCACCAGGUAUACCAAUAACAGUGCCACCACCAGGCUUUCCACCACCACCUGGCGGUCCUCCACCUUCCCUUAUACCCACAAUAGAAAGUGGACAUUCUUCUGGGUAUGAUGGUCGUUCUGUUCGUGCAUUUUCAUAUGGCAGCGAUAAUGAAGUGGAACUCAAAACAAACCAUUUAUUGAAGGCUCUGUUAUCAUUGGCUAGCAAAGCAGAUAAGCAGAGAGUGGAAAGUCCUCUGUACUUCACCUUUCCGCACCUUGCAGGUUCUGCUCCUUCGUGGUCUAGUCUUAUGGACACCAGCAAACAGUGGGAUUACUAUGCACGAAGAGAGAAGGACAGGGAACGAGAGAGAGAGCGAUCCCGAGAUCGGGAUCGCGACCGGGAACGGGACCGAGACAGAGAUCGAGAACGUACCAGAGACAGGGAAAGGGACCGAGACCACAGUCCAACUCCAAGUGUGUUCAACAGUGAUGAAGAACGACACAGAUACAGAGACUAUGCAGAAAGAGGCUAUGACCGCCAUAGAACAAGUAGAGAGAAAGAAGACCGACACAGAGAUAGGAGACACAGGGAGAAAGAAGAGACUAGACACAAGUCAUCUCGAAGCAACAGCAGACGUCGUCAUGACAGUGAAGAAGGGGACAGCCACAGAAGGCACAAACACAAAAAAUCCAAAAGAAGCAAAGAAGGAAAAGAAACCAGUGGGGAACCUGCUCCUGAACAGGAAAACACUGAAGCUGCCCCUGUGGAAUAGACUUGUGUGACUUUUGCCUACUUGCAUAUAUAUUAGUGCCAGAAAUAGAUUACUAUAAAUCUUGUUAUUUUUCUGGGUAUUAAAAUAAUUUGCUCUUAAUCUUGUUCUGUUAGUUUGAAAUCAAAGGUUACUUUGGUUUUUUUUGGAAAUAAAAAAAUUGAAUUUUUCAUGUUAA